Staurois parvus is the source of this 311-nucleotide messenger RNA. The record is from the annotation of a GenBank genome assembly. NCBI's taxonomy places the organism in Eukaryota, Metazoa, Chordata, Amphibia, Anura, Ranidae.
ACAGGGGCGGACUGACAACUCAUGGGGCCCCCGGGCAAUAGGGGAUCAUGGGGCCCCUGUGUCCUUGCCCAAACUCAAAAAAGCCUAUGAAAAAGGUACCAGGGGCAUCUCAUGGGCCCCCUACUGACCCUGAGCCCUCGGGCAGCACCCGAGUUUCCAAAUGGUCAGUCCGCCCCUGGUUAAGAACUAAUGAAGAGAGGAGAAAGCGUCCAAGGAAGACUCCUGUUUGUGUGACACCUGGUGACAACUCUUAACUCCCCAUACCACCACCAACUUUAUUGCUAGACAAAUUUUUAUUUUAUUUUAUUUAU